Molecule: messenger RNA, 5594 nt
Organism: Sapajus apella (tufted capuchin)
Lineage: Eukaryota; Metazoa; Chordata; Mammalia; Primates; Cebidae
Gene: ARHGEF6
Product: Rac/Cdc42 guanine nucleotide exchange factor 6
Exons: 22
Coding region: 768-3125 (785 amino acids)
Biological process (GO): intracellular signal transduction
Molecular function (GO): guanyl-nucleotide exchange factor activity; protein binding
Source: RefSeq, a predicted model, not a curated record
CAGUGAUGGCUGACAGCAGGCACAAUCUUCGUUUGCUUGGCACGUUGUCACUAUGCAACUCAACGUGUUUUGCAAGGAAUGAUCGUGACACACUAUCUCUGGGAGAUAGUAUGAGGACAUCCGGCUAUUUCUUGGAAGAAUUUUCUCUCUACCUUCUUUGAGCCCUGUUGUGCCAGCACAUCUCCCCAUGAGGCUCAGAUCUGUCUGACCUAAGAGCCAGUUGGCAUUGUCCUCCUAACAGAAGCCAGAUUUUCACUGGGGCUAGACUAUUUAUUGACAGUGUUUUCCCAGACUGGCCCAUGAGUGUCUCAUUUCCAAGGUCCCCUGAAGUGCUGCCUCACCUCUGUUUUCCAAAGCACUUGCUUCCUUGCCUCUCCUCCCUCCCCAGCAUCCUUCUCACUUUCUUUCCUUAUAACUUCUUGCACUCUGUGUGUGUGUGUGUCUGUGCACAUGUGUGCAUGUGCGUUUCUUCCUUUUUUAUCUGAAUGAAUUUAUUUUGCAGGUUUUGAAAAGGAAAACCAAUGUUAUCCAGGAUUGUUCAUUAAUUCUUAUCUGUUUCCACAUCUUUGCGCGUGAUCUCUGUGGUUUUAAAAUCCCACAUUUUGAGUAGGUUCUGCUGUUGUCUAAGAAAAGUUGCUUUAAACCUUUGCUCUGCAAGCACCCGAAGAGAACUCAUAAAAAGGAAGACAACAGCAGAUGCAAUCGCGGAUGUGGCUUAGUCCACGCAGCUGCCCCAGAGUGCUGUUUGGAGUGUACCGUCCUCAGUAAUGAAUCCAGAAGAACAAAUCGUGACAUGGCUUAUAUCUUUGGGAGUUUUAGAUUCCCCUAAAAAGACCAUCUGUGAUCCGGAGGAGUUUCUAAAGUCCUCGCUGAAAAAUGGGGUAGUUCUAUGCAAACUGAUCAACAGACUCAUGCCUGGCUCUGUGGAAAAGUUUUGUCUGGAUCCCCAAACUGAAGCUGACUGCAUCAACAACAUCAAUGACUUCCUGAAAGGAUGUGCAACCCUCCAAGUGGAAGUAUUUGAUCCUGAUGACCUUUAUUCAGGGGUCAAUUUCUCCAAGGUUCUGAGUACUCUUUUAGCUGUCAACAAAGCAACAGAAGAUCAGCUAUCAGAAAGACCAUGUGGACGUUCCUCUUCUCUUACUGCUGCUAAUACUUCUCAGACAAACCCACAGGGAGCAGUUUCUAGCACAGCUUCAGGGCUGCAAAGGCAGUCAAAGACAGUGGAGAUGACGGAAAAUGGAAGUCAUCAGUUGAUAGUAAAAGCAAGAUUCAACUUUAAGCAGACUAAUGAGGAUGAACUGUCAGUUUGUAAGGGGGACAUCAUUUACGUCACUCGAGUUGAAGAAGGAGGCUGGUGGGAAGGCACAUUAAAUGGGAGAACAGGCUGGUUCCCUAGUAAUUACGUCCGCGAAAUUAAAUCCAGUGAGAGACCUCUCUCUCCCAAGGCGGUCAAAGGAUUUGAAACUGCUCCACUUACCAAGAAUUAUUAUACUGUGGUGUUACAGAACAUCCUGGACACUGAAAAAGAAUAUGCUAAAGAACUUCAGUCUCUUCUUGUUACUUACUUAAGACCCCUGCAGUCCAAUAACAAUCUGAGCACUGUGGAGGUUAUGUCUUUACUGGGAAACUUCGAGGAAGUAUGCACGUUUCAACAGACACUCUGCCAAGCCUUGGAAGAAUGUUCAAAGUUUCCAGAAAACCAGCACAAAGUGGGAGGUUGUCUACUGAGUCUCAUGCCUCAUUUUAAAUCUAUGUAUCUGGCUUACUGUGCAAACCAUCCUUCAGCUGUGAAUGUACUCACUCAGCACAGUGACGAGUUGGAACAAUUUAUGGAAAAUCAAGGUGCAUCGAGCCCAGGUAUCCUCAUUUUAACAACAAGUCUCAGCAAACCAUUCAUGCGACUGGAGAAAUAUGUUACUCUCUUGCAAGAGUUGGAACGGCAUAUGGAGGAUACUCAUCCGGAUCAUCAGGAUAUUCUGAAGGCAAUCGUAGCAUUCAAAACUCUCAUGGGGCAAUGUCAAGAUCUGAGGAAGAGAAAACAGCUGGAGUUACAGAUACUGUCUGAACCUAUUCAGGCAUGGGAAGGAGAGGAUAUUAAAAACUUGGGAAAUGUGAUUUUUAUGUCACAAGUAAUGGUGCAGUAUGGAACAUGUGAGGAAAAAGAGGAGCGGUACCUUAUGUUAUUUUCAAAUGUCCUGAUAAUGUUAUCUGCAAGUCCUCGGAUGAGUGGCUUUAUCUAUCAGGGAAAAAUACCAAUAGCGGGAACAGUGGUGGCUAGAUUAGAUGAAAUUGAAGGGAAUGACUGCACAUUUGAAAUCACUGGUAACACAGUAGAGAGAAUUGUGGUCCAUUGCAACAACAACCAGGACUUCCAGGAAUGGUUGGAGCAGCUGAACAGACUGAUAAGAGGACCUGCCUCUUGCAGUUCAUUAUCCAAAACAUCAUCGUCAUCAUGUAGUGCUCAUUCUUCUUUUAGCUCUACCGGACAGCCCCGAGGACCCUUGGAGCCUCCUCAAAUUAUAAAACCGUGGAGUUUAAGUUGUCUACGACCUGCACCUCCACUUAGACCAUCAGCAGCACUAGGUUAUAAAGAGAGGAUGUCUUAUAUCUUAAAGGAGUCUAGUAAAAGUCCUAAAACAAUGAAGAAGUUUCUUCAUAAAAGGAAGACUGAGAGAAAACCAUCAGAGGAGGAAUAUGCGAUUAGGAAAAGUACAGCUGCUCUGGAAGAGGAUGCUCAGAUUCUUAAAGUGAUUGAAGCCUACUGUACCAGCGCAAAUUUUCAACAAGGCCAUGGCUCAAGUAGGUUCCCCCAAACUACUUUCUCUAGUACUCGAAAAGAUUCCAUUCCACAAGUCCUACUCCCUGAGGAAGAGAAACUCAUCAUUGAAGAAACCAGAAGCAACGGCCAAACCAUCAUGGAAGAAAAGAGCCUUGUUGAUACUGUUUACGCCUUGAAGGACGAAGUCAAAGAACUGAAGCAGGAAAAUAAAAGAAUGAAACAAUGCCUGGAAGAAGAAUUGAAGUCAAGAAAGGACCUAGAAAAGCUGGUACGGAGGCUUUUGAAGCAAACAGAUGAGUGUAUUCGAGCAGAGUCCACUAGCAAGACCUCGAUUCUUCCAUAACCAUCACUGUGCCACCGGGCGGAGUGUGCCUUCAGGGCAUCUUGAAAUGUGCCUCUGAAUGAUUUGACUCAGUUUGCUCACUUCUUUGGCUUUUGUUUUGUGUUUGAGUCUGUAUCUCUCCCUCUCUCUUCCCUCUCUCUCGUGUGUGUGUGUGUGUAUGUGUUUGUGUGUGUGCGCGCGCACGUGUGCGCCCACGUAUGCUCGGGCAUUUGUUGUUUGGUUGUUCAUUUUUUUUCAACAGGGGAGAAAGCAGGAGGUGGUGGUAGAAAUGGCCCCAGAGUCUUUUCCGUUCAGUAAGAAAAGGAAAGGGAACUCGGGCCAAUUACUUUAAGGGUCUUCAGAUUGCCUUCAGUUCACAGUGCCUCUGCAACAGCCAUUACCCUCAGGUCACGUUCUUUGGGCGGGCUGGCUGCCCUCACAAAGCAGCUGGCCAAGGCUUAUUAAAUGUGAGCCCAACUUUUCCCCCUAGUGCUUUCCUCUGCCUGCAAGCCUGUUAGUACCUAAUUUACUGAAGGCAAAUCUUCCAGAGCUAUGGCUAGAGUAAGAUGAAAGACAAACACAUCUGCCCAAUGAUCCAGCUGCCCUUCCUUAGACCAUCACACGCUACCCCUCAAUCACAGGUUUUCAAAUUACUGCUCUAUGUUGUCUAUAAAACCAAGAAAACUGUAGUACCCUUAUUCCUUUUGUGUUGUGUACAUUGUAACUCAGGGGGCAGAAGCUCUGGUCACCCACACCAACACCAAAUCCAUCAGCAAGUUCUAUUGGACAAUCCUUCCUUUCAGUAGCAGAGUUGACUGCCUUUUCCCAUUGCAUGAUAGGUUUCUUUCCCUCACCUUCUGCCUAGUGUGUAAGUUUUCUAUUUCCCCAGUGCUUUUAGCCAACCAUACCAACUGGUGUGUAAACUAGUAUGUAUGUGCUUCGCUUACUUUUUAAAAAAUGUAGUCAGACUGUGAGCAGUUACUUUAUGUACAUUGCAUAUUCCAACUGUGACCUUUUAUCCUUCAAAACUCUCUGCAUUAAGGAGAUAUUGUGCCCUAGUAGACAGCUUUCAUUCACUUUAUUACUCUCUCUUAUAUGCUGUAAGAAAUUGUAAUAUUCAUCGGCCUCUUUGGGUGGGGCUCUAAGCAGUAUUUGAAGAAAUAUGCUUGUGGUCCAAUUUGUAUAUCCAGAACCAAAGGGCCCCUCUAGUUGUGCUGGAUUAUUUGGGACUGAUUAACUCAAGUUGCUCAUUGAAUCAAACCAUCCACUUUAUCCCAGAAACUAGCACUGUGAGAAACCAGGUUUAGAAGAGAGUAACUGAACAGCACACAUCCAAAUUCAGCACCAUUGAAAGUUGGCCUAAGGCUGAGUGCAACUCACCCUCCCUCCCCCAAAGACAAGAGAAAUUUGGCCAGAUGGGGAAGGUCACUGGUAAGUGAGGCCAAAGUGCUGAUCAAAAUUGCCUUUAUAAUAUACUUGAUGGAUGCCUAUAAAUGUGGGUUUUGCAAAUGUUGUUUAGAAACCAAACUUGAAGGCAGGCAUGGUGGCCCACGCUUGUGGUCCCAGCUACUCAGGAAGCUGAGGUGGGAGGAUCAUUUGAGCCCAGGAGGUGAAGGCUUCAGUGAGCUGUGAUGACACCACUGCACUCCAGCCGGGGUGACAGAGAGACACCCCUGUCUCUGAAAAAACAAAACUUGAAGUUUGAAACCCCCAGCUUGCUGAGGAGCCCUUUAUCUUUUUGGUACUGAGAGUCUCAGUGUCCCGUAGCUAGGUGGUACAGGGCUGUUGUCUGCUUGCUGCACAGCAGAAAUUGCAACAUCCACAGGAAAUGAAGCAUUCUUACAGUCUAACAUCAGCCAAACACACACAGCCAUGUUUGGAAGCUGAAGAGUAAAGAAAUUUCUAGGAAUGGCUGUUGUUCUGUUUUUAAGCACAGCCGUUUAAAUAUAACAUCCUUCAUUUAAAAAUUAAAAACAUCAUCACCGCUACCACCACCAGUGACAACAUCAACACAGAUCUUCACAUCUGCCCAUUCUGUGGUUAGUCAGUGGCUUGCAAUAAGUGUGCAAACUGUAUCUAUAGGAAACAUUUUUCUGAUUAUGAAAUACUUUAGUUGAUUGCUGAAAAUAUUGAAAGGUCUUCAUUUUACAGUGAUGUGUACAUAUGCAUGUUUUGGGGACUUGGCCCUUCUGAUGAGGGGCCCUCGGUACUCUGGAUAACAAAGCUUGUGUGGAGUGGUAACCACGCUUACACACUAAACAAUAAUAUAAAGGAAAUGAAGCCAUGUUAACCUGAGAGCAGUGUCUCCAUAGUUGUGUUGUUUACAAUACUCUACAAAUGGGUUCCUGCUGCCCUUAGAGGCCUUUCAGUUCCUUUUCUGUCCUGUCCCUUCUUAACACAAGCUCAAAUUUUCUAACUUGUUUUUAUUUUGAAGACUUUUAAAAUGGACAUUUUCAAUACAUAAAAAUAAACAGUGCUUUAUAAAAAUAA